UAUCGAUAAGCCCCGACAAGCAUCCCCUCCCGUUAUCGAAGACCGAUAGGCCCCGAUAGGCUCAGUUGUAUAACCUCUGCUCGCAAAUAUUUUUUACAGGCAACUAGCAGCUCGAAUUCCGUGCAAAUAAACCUUAAAAAAUGGCUGGCGAAGGCGAGAAACUGACCGGCCUGUCGAAAAUCUUCAAUGGCUCCACCAUGAGCGGCCGUGCAAAUGUGGCCAAGGCCACGUAUGCCGUGAUGGGACUGCUGAUCGCCUACCAGGUGCUGAAGCCCAAGAAGAAGUAGAGGGAUGCAUUUGCUCCAACUCUGCUACAAACUCAUCCGCCACAACCGAUGUCUUGGAUCCGGGAAUGCGUGGAUUCCGGAUCAGUUUAUUUUAUGUGUAGUGCAAGACCUUGAAGGAAUAAAUAAGCUGAGAAUGUAACACACUGAA
Messenger RNA from Drosophila teissieri, 435 nucleotides. It is a transcript of the gene Neb-cGP, whose product is annotated as ATP synthase membrane subunit K, mitochondrial. The transcript is spliced from 3 exons. NCBI's taxonomy places the organism in Eukaryota, Metazoa, Arthropoda, Insecta, Diptera, Drosophilidae. The coding region runs from base 141 to 287 and encodes 48 amino acids. The record is from RefSeq and is a predicted model, not a curated record.